UACAUCUAGGUCUGACCUCCAAGAAAUUCAACUUAUUCUUCUGUGUUCCAGCCGGUACCCUAUGGCCUCAGCCUGGUCUGUAGAGGAGACCUUUGUCUGCUCAGUAUGCCUGGACACCCUAAAGGACCCGGCCACUCUACCCUGUGGACAUUCAUACUGCCUGGCUUGUAUCCAAAGCCACUGGGACAAGAGAAACAGCAAGGGUCAGUACAGCUGCCCCCAGUGUAGGCAGGUCUUCAACCCUCGACCCUCACUGGCUAAGAGCACAGUGCUGGUGGAGGCUAUGGAGAAACUGAGAACCAACAGCCUCAAGCAAAGCUCCUCCACAGUUGUCUCCUCUACCUUGCCAUCAAUGCCUAUCUACCUGGAUGUCCUACCAGAUAUAGGGCCGCGACAGGGCAGCAUGUACCCUCAGCUUCCCACAGUGGAGCCCAGGCCCUGCCCUCAACACCACCGACCCAUGGACCUGUUUUGUCAUGAAGACAAGGAGUGCGUGUGUGAGGUGUGUUGCCAGCAUGGACACAAAGGACAUCGUGUGCUCAAACCACAGGAAGAGAGGAAGGAGAGACAGAAAGAGCUUGUUAAGAUGCAGGUAGACAUGCAGAAGAGAAUCCAGGAAACUGAAAAGAGACUUAUGGAGCUCCCACAUGUUGCCCGCCAACACAAGGCCUUGGUUCAGGCUCUAGAGCAAGAGAGCACAGAUUUGUUCUCAGAGCUUGUCAACAACGUGAAUCUAACAGGCACCCAGGUUGGUGAGGUCAUCAGCACCCAUGAGACCUCCUUAGGCAGCCGGGUUGAAGGGCAGAUCUAUAGACUGGAGCAUGAGCUGGCACCGCUGCGCUGGAGGAGUGAGGAGCUGAGCAGGCUGGCCAGCAUGCAGGACGACAUCUGUUUCUUAAAGAAUUUCCUCAUCAUGGAGCCGCUGGGUCUGACAGGUGCCCCAGGAGAGUCAAUACUGAGUCAAGAGGAAGCGGUGGUAGCCUCCGUCCGCUCAGCCCUGAAAGAACUACAAGUGUCAAUACAGGACGCCUGCAAAGCCACACUGGCCAAGAUCGUCACAUUAGUGAAUCCCGAUCCUGUGGCUUCAACACCCAAUGGUGCAGCAGUAGCUGACACUACAGCAACUAAUAACAGUGGUCAGGCCACCACACAGGACACUGAUGAGGAUUCACCCAAACAUCCUCCAUGUAUUCAAGCUUCAGCCCCCCCUUCACCCUUCCCUCCUCCUCAACCUCAAGCUCCUGUGACAACCAUGGGACUUGUUAAUUCCGAACCAAAGACAAGAGAAGAAUUACUGAAAUUUCGCUUUGAACCCACCAUGGACGCCAGCACGGUUUAUCGCCAUGUGCAGCUGUCAGAUGGAGGUCAUAAGGCCACGAUGCGGGCUGAGAAUCUAAACCUGCCAGACCAUCCUGAGCGCUUCCAGUUCUGGAGACAGGUCCUCUGCAAAGAGCCCCUGUCAGGGAGCCCCUACUACUGGGAGGUGGAAUGGACUGGCAAAAAGAUUACCAUUGGCGUGGCCUACAAGGAGAUGGAGCGUAAGGGUUCUGAUGACAACAGCCGUUUGGGCCACAAUGCUUUGUCUUGGAGCUUGAGCUGGUCUGGGACUGGCUUCUCCUUCUGGCACGAUGGGCAGGAGAAACUGCUGGGCUCGCCUAAGGCCCGGCGCAUUGGCAUCUAUCUGGACCAGCAUGCAGGGAUUCUGGCCUUUUACCACAUCACUAACAACAAGGCUGCUCUCAUCCACCAACACCAGAGCCAAUUCACUCGCCCACUGUACCCAGGGUUCAGGUUCUGGGCAGGAGUAGGAGCUACAGUGACUGUUUGCAAAUUGGAUUGAGUUGUAACUGGGUGAUGGGCAGUUUUCUUUUUUUCUUCAUUUUAGGCCUUUAUUUUUAUAGGACAGCUGAAGUCAUGAAAGGGGAGCGAGAGGGGGAAUGACAUGCAGCAGGUACGCAGGUAUGAGUCAAACCCGUGGUUGCCGCAUUGAUGAGUAAACCUCUAUAUAUGGGCGUGCGCUCUACCAGGUCAGCUACCCAGGCUUUUUUUUGAUAUUUGUCUGGUUGGAAUCAUGUUCAAAAUGUAAUAGGAUGUAAAUGUGCUGCAGAAAUCGAGAGUAGAACUUAGAGAAGAAAUAAACAUGUUCAGGAAUGUCAUCAUAUUAUUCUUUUGGCACCAGCUUUUAUUGAUGUGAUCUUUUUUGAUGAUGUGGUC
Molecule: messenger RNA, 2214 nt
Organism: Etheostoma spectabile (orangethroat darter)
Lineage: Eukaryota; Metazoa; Chordata; Actinopteri; Perciformes; Percidae
Gene: ftr86
Product: finTRIM family, member 86
Exons: 10
Coding region: 62-1840 (592 amino acids)
Molecular function (GO): protein binding; zinc ion binding
Source: RefSeq, a predicted model, not a curated record